Messenger RNA from Chenopodium quinoa (quinoa), 851 nucleotides. Its product is annotated as protein EARLY FLOWERING 4-like. Gene Ontology annotation, cellular component: nucleus. The transcript has a single exon. Gene Ontology annotation, biological process: entrainment of circadian clock; positive regulation of circadian rhythm. The record is from RefSeq and is a predicted model, not a curated record. The coding region runs from base 170 to 580 and encodes 136 amino acids. NCBI's taxonomy places the organism in Eukaryota, Viridiplantae, Streptophyta, Magnoliopsida, Caryophyllales, Amaranthaceae.
AAUUCCAAAUUUACCCUUUUUCCCAACUCUUUUUCACGCGCCUCAUUUGAUGACUCACCUCUAUAUAAUCCCUCUUCUACCCGUCUCUCUCCUCAAACCAGAGCUCCAAGUAGCCUCCUAUGGUAGCUUGAAAAAAUAUAUAAAUAAAAAAUAAAAUAAAGUUUGACUAAUGUCUUACUCGAGAGGCGAUUCGAGUUUAGAAGACGGCGAUCGCCAACAGAACAUGGAGUCUGUUGGCGGCGCCGGCAACCGUCGCCGGAGAACUGCAAACAAUUUCUCCGGCGACGGUUGCAGGGAUCCGGAGGCGUGGAAUGCGUUUGCGGACAGUUUUAGUCAGGUGCAGUCGGUGUUGGACCGGAAUAGGAUGCUGAUCCAGCAGGCUAACGAGAACCACCAGUCGAGGAGGCCGGAUAAUAUGGUUAAGAAUGUGGCCAUCAUUCAGGAAUUGAAUGGGAACAUUACGAAAGUCGCGUCGAUUUACUCCGAAUUGUCGGGGAAUUUCGCCGGAAGGGUGAAGCAGCAACGGCAAGGAGGUGGAGGAAAGGGAGGAAGUAGCAAUGGAAGGAUGAAUAAUGAGUAAAAGGGGAAUUUUAAAGAUAAAAAAGAUUAUCUGCCUUGGUGUGAUUUAUUAGUACUAAUAAGUGGUACUAAUUGCUAGUACUAAUUAGUUUUGUCAAGGAAAAAAAAAAUAAUAAUGAAGGAGAAUUUGGCUCCUUUGUUCAAUUUUAUGUAAUUUAAGCUAUGAGAUGAGAUGUAAGGAUGAACGUUGAUUGGUAAUGAAUCGUAAUGAGUUUUUACUCUGUACUAAAUUUGUUCGAAUUUAAUCUACUAAUUUAAAAAGGAGUAAAAAA